ACAAAAUGGGCUGAGUGUCCAACGUUCUCUCUUUGUAUCAUUCUGUGUUCUUUCUCGCCAGAGCAAUUUCUGACUCUGUACUAACGUUUGAUAAGCAGUACUGAUAAUUAUGUAGCAAAUAUUGUCAAUCAGCUAUCAGUUACAAAGUUGCAUAAGUCUCGCGGUGCAAGUGUCUAAGUCUUUAAGAAUAUUCGAAUCAGUUGUUACAAUCAUGGACGAUCGACUGAAAGCUAUAGAUGAAUAUUAUACCAAUUUGGAAUAUCAAAGGAACGUUAAAGAAACAUCAGAAGUGAUAGGAACGAAGUUGUACGAUUUAACAGAGGAAUUAAUAGAGGAAAUAAACUUGGGGAAUGUCAACGAUUUCACUGAGAGAUACUUCAAAGCGGUGUCUUUAAUCGAAAAAAAUUUACCUCUCUUCAAAGCUGCUUGCACAGAUCCAGAUAUAAUUACUACUAUUAUCGAACACUUAAAUUAUUUCGGCGCAAGGUUUUCACUUGACAGUAUGAAAUAUGAUGAACAAUACAUGAAGGACGACUUAGUCUUGUUAUUCACAAUCUUGAAAAUAAGUGAAAACAAGAUACACCCGCAGAUGAAACCAUUUUUAGAAGAUGUUAUCUGCAAAGGUUACAUUCAUCGAUUAAGAGAAUGUCGUCUUGGUAAAUGCACCACUGAAAUGAUACUUCUGGGAGAUUCAGAUUUGUAUGCAGUUAUUAGAUGUUUGAAAAAUACACCUGAAAUGCUGCACGACCAUAACACCAAAUUUUGGAUCCAGGAGCCAAUAAAAGAGAAAUUUUUAUGGCUUCUGAAGGAAUAUUUGCUGAACGAUUUGAAGGAAGAUUACUCUUCCUGCUUUCCCAUUUGUACAUUUCGAACGACGAAAGAGUUGUUUACAGAUAAAGUUAGGCCAUAUGACAUGAACAUAGUAUCUAUAUGGACUGAAGAUAUUGUAUUUGCCAAAAACUUGGCGAUGCCUUUAAAUAGGGAUGUUGUAUUUAUAAAUACGUACAUGAACUUCCAUGGUGGUAUCGUGCUGUUGCCAUUCGCAAGACCGUUUAAGAAGACAUUAGAAUCGAGCCAUUUUUAUUUUGCUCCUGACAAUCCUGGAAAAGUGCAAAACGUGCAAAAAAGUUCCGUUAACAAUUUAUUUUACGAUGGUGCGUGGCAACGACCUGUGAAUGACACAUAUUGGAUACAUGAUGAUACCCAGUGGGCAAAUGCAACAAGUGAUGAUGUUAAGAAGUGCAUUAGUUCGGCCGAGAAAGGAUUCAAAAUUUGGAGUAGUAAAUCUGUUACUAGCAGAAAGCAAAUAUUAUCCAAAUUUGCGUCGGUAUUAGAAAGCAACGGCAAGUCUGCAUUGGCAGAUAUAAUAUCAAAAUGGAUCAAAUUCUCGUGCAUCUAUGAAAAUUCUCUAUCUUGUUCACAAAGUAGUGGAAAGUUAGAAGUAACAAAACUUCGCAAAUCAAGGGGCGUCAUCGUUUUGAAAGAGAAAGAUGAAGCUGUCCUAUUUCGUCGAUUGAUGCAAAUUUUAACCGUUGGCAAUUCCGUUAUCGUGAUAUGCAAUACAGAUUCUUGUAGUCUGGUACCAUAUUGUAAUAUGUUUUCAAUAUCCGAGAUACCACCUGGUGUUAUAAAUUUGUUGUCAACUGCAAAUAUAAAGGAGCUAGAAAAAUCUCUUUUCGAGAUGGAGUACGAAAGCUAUGCAAAACAGUUGUUCUCGGAUAACAAUUUCGACCAGACAUACAUAAACCUUACUGAACCUAAGCAAAUUAUUAUGCCUCUUAAAUAGAAUUAAUAUGUAAUAUCUACUAUUUGCAACAAAAGUAUGCACAUAAAUAUUACGAUCUGUAUGUAUAUGUAUAAUAUAUAUUUUCUUAUA
This is a messenger RNA of Vollenhovia emeryi, 1876 nucleotides long. RefSeq lists its product as uncharacterized. Gene Ontology annotation, molecular function: oxidoreductase activity. The transcript has 10 exons. Lineage: Eukaryota; Metazoa; Arthropoda; Insecta; Hymenoptera; Formicidae. Bases 212 to 1786 code for a protein of 524 amino acids. The record is from RefSeq and is a predicted model, not a curated record.